AUGGCGGUUAAGCUUAAGAAGGUGAUGUGGAUGUGUAGUGACGUGGAGGGGGUUACUAGUGGGGUUGAUCCUAACCGUGUGGGUUGCUUGUUGGGGAAGGGUCGAAGAACGUGGUGGAGGGUAGUGGGUGUGAGUUUCCGAGUGAUGGGUUGGAGAUUGACAAUGUUGUGCUUAAGAGUUGUAGCUAUUAGAUGA
Messenger RNA from Eruca vesicaria subsp. sativa (arugula), 195 nucleotides. The record is from the annotation of a GenBank genome assembly. Lineage: Eukaryota; Viridiplantae; Streptophyta; Magnoliopsida; Brassicales; Brassicaceae.